UAUGGUUUGUAUUGUCCAUGGCUUUCCAAAUGCAAUUUCUGCUCUCCAGUUUGAAUGGGCUUGGCAAAACCCAGAUAAAUCAAAACGACUCAAACGUCGUUACAUGCAAAAAGAUCGAAAAGAAACUCCUUUUGCUUUUCGCUUUCGAAUUGUUAUUCAAAUGUUAAACACACGACCUUGGCGAGAAUUGGCAUUGACUUUUAGGUGGCUGAUGAAGGUAAUGAAAAUUUAUGCCGAAAUUUUUAUUAUUCAGGAAUAUGAAAUUCCUUUCAACCACAACUUGUCCCAACCUCCACACAUGAAAUUGGCUUAUGGAAAAGUGCAAAAAUCAUCGGUGUUGAUUCCGAUUGAAUUGAAUGCAUACACAACAUUAAGAAAUUGUGAAGUUUGCAAAUCUUCAAUCCCCCAGAUUAUACAAGCUCUGAGAUGUCCAGCAUUUGAAGUGUGUGGUGCGCAUUUCCAUGCUUCUUGUCUUGCUGAGCGUUGCUUAGUUUCUGAAGGACAUUUGGAGGAAAAGGUUUUUCCCGUCUCUGGGCGGUGUCCAAGAUGUGCUGUUGAUUUUUUAUGGGGAGAUGUUGUUAGAGAUCUUAGAGCACUGCUUCUAAUACAGGAUUCAAAACCGAUGCACGAAGGCAUGAAAAUUGCAGAUGGAUUGAUCCCUAAGAAGAUCUGUAGAAGUUGAUUUUCUCCAUCAUUUUCUGUAGAACACAACUUGUGAACAAGUAAUUUCUUUAGACGACAAUGUUGAAGCCCGAAUGUAGUUAUUAGAAGCACG
This is a messenger RNA of Meloidogyne enterolobii, 775 nucleotides long. The record is from the annotation of a GenBank genome assembly. Lineage: Eukaryota; Metazoa; Nematoda; Chromadorea; Rhabditida; Meloidogynidae.